AUGGCUUGGGUGGUACCAUGGCAACGGGCAACGCGAUCUCGCACUGUACAUUAGGAACGCCGCGUACGCGCACGCGCACUGAUCGAGCACUGCAGAGACCUUCUAAUCAUCAACCGUGUGAGAGUGACAGCCGCGCCUCCUUUAUGAACAUAUCAGCCGAUCUUCCCCUGUCGCCUGGAUUGAUGGAGGACACGUGCAAGGAGCGCAAGCUUCUCUCCUUUCUGUUUUACCAAGCUGUGCGCGACCAUAAACCUGUGUGGAUGCUGGAGGACAUGCGCAACAUGGAAACCUUUCACUGGGAAGAUAGCAGCCAGCAACGGACCUACUCUCCAUCCGAGGCGCUCCUGUAUGCCAUCGUGCACGACCACCGAGCUUACGCACAAUAUUUGCUGAAUCAGUUCUCAGACGGCGCUCUUGCCAUGCCAGGAGAGCGUUUCUGCUGCUGUGCACCAUCUGCCCCGCACUUGGCCAUGGCUGUCCGCUACGACAGGAAGGACAUCAUGGCUCUCAUCCUUCAGGUGGCACAUAGAAUGCCCGCUCUGCGCUCGUACAUGGACCGAGGAGGAUGCAACCACAUGGAGGACGGCAAAACUCCACUCCAUCUGGCUUGUGAACUGUCACACUCAGAGGCUGUCGUACUGUUAUUGGGAAACGGGGCUUCACCUCAUGCUGAGGACCACAACGGUAUGACACCACUGGAUCUCACCCUGGAGCAGCUCUGGACCUCCAAAGUGAACACACGUGCCAAGGAGAUGUGCCUUGAGAGCCUGCUCAUGUUCAUGCCUCGGGUGCAGUUCAAAAUGAAGAGCGCACUGCAAAAGGAUCCGCAGUGCUGGUCCGAAGUUCUGGGUGAGGAGACUUUUAACUACCUUGUUGGGAGAAAUCCAGGAACACUCUUCCUCGUAGCUAUGCAAAAAAUCCUGUCUCAACUGCCUCCACAGGAAUUUCCACAAAGUCUGGAUAAACUGCCUAUUCCAGCAUCUCUGAAAAGCUUCACACAGUCCUUAAUGCAGACCUAACACUGGCUACAUACUGGCAGUAUGCUUCUUGUUUUACUGUUUGUUUUUUCUUUUAACUUAUAUUUAAUUAUCUGGCAUGAAUUUGACAUGUAGUGUGUGUGUGUGUGUGUGUGUGAGUGAGGGCAAGAGAGAGAAUGAAGGGAGGUGGGUGGAGUAGCAUGAAAUGAAUGAUUAAAACCUUUACUGUAACUUGGGUAAGCAAAAUUGUCUUCCAGUUCUCUGAUUCUCUGCCUUUAUUUUUUUUAAAUGACAAUAUUCAUAUGUAAUGAAAAUAAAUUAACCUGAAACAUACACUUAAAAAUAAACAAGCAAUGUAAAUAGUUCCUAAUGAUUUUAAUGAAUAUGCAAAACAAAUGUCUAUUUAAUGUAAUUUUGUCUUUAUUCUAUCAGAGUUUUACUUUGGAAAAAUGCUUGUAAGUGUCAUAUCGGAAAACUAAGAGCUGGUUGUUGUGUGUACCCCCUCCCCAUUUUUUAUUUAUAUG
Molecule: messenger RNA, 1501 nt
Organism: Clarias gariepinus (North African catfish)
Lineage: Eukaryota; Metazoa; Chordata; Actinopteri; Siluriformes; Clariidae
Exons: 2
Coding region: 18-1019 (333 amino acids)
Molecular function (GO): protein binding
Source: RefSeq, a predicted model, not a curated record